Molecule: messenger RNA, 8076 nt
Organism: Oryzias melastigma (Indian medaka)
Lineage: Eukaryota; Metazoa; Chordata; Actinopteri; Beloniformes; Adrianichthyidae
Gene: col5a1
Product: procollagen, type V, alpha 1
Exons: 66
Coding region: 429-6371 (1980 amino acids)
Molecular function (GO): extracellular matrix structural constituent
Source: RefSeq, a predicted model, not a curated record
GACUCCUCUGAUUUGUCCGGGUUUCCUGUCUGCAGGCUGACUGACAGCCCGACUGCUGGUUGUAAGGGGGGGUAGACUACUUUUUUUCCCCUGCCUGUUGCCCCGCUGACUUGCCUGCUGCGUGACGACAAGAAGGCAAAGGGGGGAACAUUUGAGCAGGGAGGCGCAGAGGUGCGGGACAGUUCAGAGGAGCAGUGCGGGACAGACGGCGCGCAUCCGUCAGCCAGCUGGAGGAACCCCACACCAACAAACCCCUAUGGCUGCUUGAGAUAUAUCCACUCACCCCCCCUUUCCCCUUCCUUUUUUCUCUUCUCUUGGACUUUUGACUGCUAACUUUUUUUGUCCAAACCAGCAGAAGUUUGUUGCAAGUCUUAAUUAAGUCGCUCCAAGUUUGAAGGCGCACUUGCCGUGCACGGCGCUUGGCGGUCAUGGAUACCCAUAUAAGAUGGAAAGUUAAAAGGAGGAUAAGGGACGCCCAAAUCACUAUAGCGGUGAUUCUGCUUUUUGUCACGUCGCGUGUAACUUCAGUGGAACCAGCUGACCUCUUGAAGAUUUUAGAUUUUCACAGUUUACCUGAGGGAGUUUCAAAAACGACGGGUUUGUGCUCACAUCGGAGGUCGACGCAGGGACCCGAUGUGGCUUACAGAGUAUCCAAAGAUGCCCAACUCAGCGCCCCCACCAAACAGCUGUACCCAGGUGACGCCUUUCCGGAGGAUUUUUCCAUCAUGGCCACAGUGAAGCCAAACAAGGGCAGCCAGUCCUUCCUGUUGUCCGUGUACAACGAACAGGGCAUCCAGCAGCUCGGCAUGGAAGUGGGUCGCUCCCCCGUCUUCCUGUACGAGGACCAUUCGGGCAGGCCCAGCCCUGAAGACUACCCUCUCUUCAGAGGAGUCAACCUCGCCGAUGGAAAGUGGCAUCGAGUGGCCAUCAGCGUGCACAAGCAGAGCAUCACCCUCAUUCUGGACUGUAAAAAGAAGACCACCCAGAAGCUGCUCCGAAGCCCAAAACCUGUCAUCGACACGAAAGGAAUUAUAGUGUUUGGAACUAGAAUACUUGAUGAAGAAGUCUUCGAGGGAGACAUCCAGCAGCUAAUGAUUGUAGCAGACCAUCGCGCUGCCUAUGACUACUGUGAGCACUAUAGCCCUGACUGUGAGGUGCCAUCGCCAGACCAGCCGCAGAACCAGGACCCCAACACAGGCAAUGAUACAAAGGUGGACCCCUACAACUAUGAAUACCCCUAUUAUGAUGACACAAGAGGAAAUGACUAUGAUUCGUAUUCCUAUACCGACUCAGCGACAGGAACCGAGGUGGAUGGUGGAGACGGCGUUCUGACCGAAAUGGAAAAAGUUUUGAUAAGUGGCACUGGUUCCUCAUCGUCCAGAUCGUCCUCCAGUUCAUCAAGAGGCUCCUCGUCAAGCUCUUCGAGUGCCGCCGCCGGCGGAAGCGACAACAGCUACGGAACGGAAACCGGCUCUUAUGAUGACGGAGGGAGUUACGACUACCCAUACUCGUAUUAUGACGGAACAACAACUGCGCCUGAAACCGACGCUUCCAGACACGUCACCAUCACCAAUAUUGGCACCGAGAGCAGGCUGGACCUGGGAGCAGGAGCCAGGGUCAACAUGGAGUCCAGGACUGAAUUUGAAAAAACUCUGUCCACCAGCAGUGGAGGGUCUACAACAACAUUCAUCACCAAUAAAACAACAGUGGAAAAUGGCUACGACUAUGACAAUGGAUAUGAUUAUGGUGUGGAUAGUUACAACAUUGGUGACGUUGAGGGAGGCGCCGGCAGUAGCAGCAGCAGCAGCAGCAGCAGCAGCAGCAGCAGUAGCAGCUCCACAGUUUCAAUCGGUGGAGGAAACUUCAACAGCAGCUCCACCAUCACCCUUUCGGGCGGCUCAUUCGGAGGCAGUUCUGUAUCCGUUGAUGGCAGCUCGGUUUCCAGAGGCGGGGGUUCCGCAUCAACCAGAGGUUCGUCCACCGUCGGAGGUGGUUCCUCUAGCGGGUCCGUUACCACGGGGACUGGCCAGGAUGGAUACGACGACUUCCUGUAUACCGACAAUUUCAAGGAGGACGACAUCAAGCUGGACGACCUGGAGGAGUACGAGAAUUACGACGAUUACAACCCCAGCAAAGAGCUUCCUGCUGAGACUGAUGAGUACUACGGACAGGUCGAUGGACUUCGUGGUGAGAAGGGACAGAAGGGAGAACCUGCUAUAAUUGAGCCUGGAAUGCUGGUGGAGGGUCCGCCCGGGCCUGAGGGGCCGAUUGGUCUCCCCGGACCCCCGGGUGCUUCCGGCGCUCCAGGCGGCCCUGGAGAUACAGGGGAGAGGGGUCUUCCCGGUCGUCCUGGUCUUCCCGGUGCUGAUGGUCUGCCAGGACCCCCUGGAACUGUCCUGAUGCUGCCUUUCAGAUUCAGUUCUGGAGGGGAUUCUGGGCAGAAAGGACCCGCUGUGUCGGCGCAGGAGGCCCAGAUGCAAGCUAUCAUGCAACAGGCCAGGUUGGCGAUGCGCGGCCCCACAGGUCCCAUGGGAUUGACCGGAAGACCCGGACCUCUGGGUCCUCCAGGUGUUCCAGGCCUGAAGGGAGAGUCAGGGGAGGGGGGCCCUCAGGGACCCCGUGGACCCAUGGGAUCCUCCGGACCCCCUGGAAAGCCCGGCAGAAGGGGCCGUUCUGGAGCCGACGGUGCCAGAGGAAUGCCAGGACAGACCGGACCCAAGGGAGACAGAGGCUUUGAUGGUCUGGCUGGACUUCCUGGUGAAAAAGGCCACAGAGGAGAAUCUGGACCUUCGGGACCUCCUGGUGCUCCUGGAGAGGACGGCGAGAGGGGAGAUGACGGAGAGAUCGGACCCAGGGGACUUCCCGGUGAACCGGGGCCUCGUGGUUUGCUGGGACCAAAAGGACCCCAGGGACCUUCUGGACCUCCUGGCGUCACUGGAAUGGAUGGACAACCUGGACCUAAAGGAAACAUAGGCCCUCAAGGAGAACCAGGUCCUCCUGGACAGCAAGGCAACCCAGGUGCUCAGGGACUUCCAGGACCUCAAGGAGCGAUCGGACCUCCAGGAGAGAAGGGUCCAACCGGAAAGCCAGGCUUACCAGGAAUGCCAGGAGCCGAUGGUCCACCUGGUCACCCUGGGAAAGAGGGUCCAAAUGGAGAGAAAGGACACAUGGGCCCUCCGGGACCUCAAGGGCCCAUUGGUUAUCCUGGACCCCGAGGCGUAAAGGGCGCCGACGGCGUGCGUGGCCUCAAAGGAAACAAAGGUGAAAAGGGAGAAGACGGAUUCCCUGGAUUCAAGGGAGACAUGGGAAUCAAGGGCGACAGGGGAGAACUUGGACCCGCAGGGCCCAGAGGGGAAGACGGUCCCGAAGGGCCAAAGGGUCGCUCGGGACUCCCCGGAGAUCCUGGUCCAAUUGGCCCCACUGGUGAGAAGGGUAAACUCGGAGUUCCUGGUCUGCCGGGAUAUCCAGGAAGACAAGGACCAAAGGGAUCUCAGGGUUUCCAAGGCUUCCCAGGCGCCAAUGGAGAGAAAGGAACUCGGGGGACGGGAGGGAAGCCAGGUCCGCGUGGACAGAGAGGACCGACGGGGCCUCGAGGGGAGAGAGGUCCGAGAGGGCCGACAGGAAAAGCCGGACCAAAAGGUAACUCAGGAACUGACGGCCCACCUGGACCUCCUGGAGAGAGGGGUUUGCCAGGACCUCAGGGACCAACAGGUUUCCCAGGACCAAAGGGGCCUCCUGGACCUGCAGGGAAGGACGGCUUGCCUGGACAUCCUGGACAGCGUGGAGAGACUGGCUUUCAAGGCAAGACCGGCCCUCCUGGUCCUCCAGGUGUGGUUGGACCUCAGGGACCGACUGGUGAAACUGGACCAAUGGGAGAUCGGGGCCACCCUGGACCCCCGGGCCCACCCGGAGAGCAGGGUCUUCCUGGUGCUGCAGGGAAAGAGGGAGCUAAGGGUGACCCGGGUCCUGCUGGGCCUGCCGGUAAGGAUGGCCCCCCUGGUCCAAGAGGUUUUCCUGGAGAGAGAGGUCUUCCUGGUCCUGUGGGGGCUCACGGCCUGAAAGGCAACGAGGGUCCUCCUGGCCCACCUGGCCCUGCUGGUUCUCCUGGUGAGCGAGGUCCUGCUGGCCCAGCCGGACCUACAGGCCUCCCUGGACGUUCUGGACCUCAGGGACCUCCGGGACCUGCUGGAGAGAAAGGCGGACCGGGAGAGAAAGGACCUCAAGGCCCUGCUGGAAGAGAUGGUAUUCAAGGACCUGUGGGUCUGCCAGGACCUGGAGGACCUCCUGGACCCCCUGGAGAAGAUGGAGAUAAGGGAGAGAUCGGAGAGCCAGGACAGAAAGGGGGUAAAGGGGACAAAGGAGAACAUGGUCCCCCAGGUCCCACCGGCCCUCAAGGACCUGUUGGAGCACCGGGUCCUGCUGGGGCCGACGGUGAGCCAGGUCCCAGAGGUCAGCAGGGUAUGUUCGGCCAGAAGGGAGACGAAGGGUCAAGAGGUUUCCCUGGACCUCCAGGUCCAGUUGGAUUGCAGGGCUUACCUGGUCCACCCGGUGAGAAAGGUGAAACUGGAGACGUCGGUCAGAUGGGUCCACCUGGUCCUCCUGGUCCUAGGGGUCCCUCGGGACCUCCAGGAGCUGAUGGCCCUCAGGGACCUCCUGGUGGAAUUGGAAACCCUGGUGCUGUUGGAGAAAAGGGAGAUGCUGGGGAAACAGGCGAACCAGGACCUCAGGGAGAAGUCGGCCCACCGGGUCCAAGGGGAGAACGUGGAGAAAAGGGAGAAGGAGGUCCUGCCGGUGCUGCAGGACCUCCUGGCCCCAAAGGCCCACCUGGAGAUGAUGGUCCAAAAGGCAGCCCAGGCCCAAGUGGCUUCCCGGGAGACCCUGGCCCACCUGGAGAGCCCGGUCCAGCUGGUUUAGAUGGUCCAGCUGGUGACAAGGGAGAUGAUGGAGAGGCCGGUCAGCCUGGUUCACCUGGACCCACAGGAGAGUCAGGUCCUUCUGGACCACCCGGAAAAAGAGGGCCCCCUGGACCUGCAGGACCUGAAGGAAGACAAGGAGAGAAAGGAGGAAAGGGAGAGCCCGGCAUAGAAGGUCCUCCAGGAAAGACAGGCCCUGUUGGGCCUCAAGGAUCACCUGGCAAGCCCGGUUCUGAAGGUCUUCGGGGUAUUCCUGGCGCAGUUGGAGAACAAGGACUUCCUGGUUCUCCAGGGCCAGAUGGACCUCCUGGACCUAUGGGCCCUCCUGGUUUACCUGGAUUGAAAGGAGACACUGGUGUAAAAGGAGAAAAGGGUCAUCCAGGACUUAUUGGGCUUAUUGGGCCUCCAGGUGAACAGGGAGAGAAGGGUGACAGAGGUCUUCCUGGCCCCCCAGGGUCACAUGGCCCUAAAGGAGACAAUGGUAUUGCUGGUCCUACAGGUCCACUUGGUCCCCUUGGUCCACCUGGACCACCUGGCCCUCCAGGUCCCAAAGGAGCAAAAGGUUCAUCUGGUCAAACUGGACCAAAGGGAGAGUCUGGUAUCCCUGGACCUCCUGGUCCUCCUGGUCCUCCUGGUGAUGUCAUCCACCCACUUCCCAUCGCAGCUCCAGCAAUGAAGGGCAGGACGCGCAGGAACAUCGACGCUAGCCAGCUAGUGGACGACGCAGCCACGGAUGCUAACUACAAGGACUACGAUGACGGCAUGGAGGAAAUCUUUGGCUCACUUAACUCUCUGAAGCUGGAGAUCGAGCAGAUGAAGCAUCCGCUGGGAACGCAGAGCAACCCGGCAAGAACCUGCAAGGACCUGCAGCUCUGCCACCCUGACUUUGCAGAUGGCGAGUACUGGAUUGAUCCGAACCAGGGCUGCUCACGGGACUCCUUCAAGGUUUACUGCAACUUCACAGCAGGCGGAGAGAGCUGCAUCUUCCCCGAUAAGAAGUCUGAAGGGAGCAAAAUGGCAAAGUGGCCCAAAGACUCGCCGGGUACUUGGUAUAGUCACUACAAGAGAGGUUCUCUGCUGUCUUACGUGGACGCGGAGGGUAACCCCAUCGGCGUGGUCCAGAUGACCUUCCUGCGUUUGCUGAGCGCGGCGGCUCGCCAGAACAUGACCUACAACUGCUACCAGUCGGUGGCCUGGCACGACCAGCAGCAGGACAGCUACGACAAGGCAAUUCGCUUCUUAGGCUCCAACGACGAGGAGAUGUCGUACGACAAUAACCCCUACAUCCGCGCCGUAGUCGACGGCUGCGCGUUGAAAAAGGGCUACGAAAAGACAGUACUGGAGAUCAACACACCAAAGGUAGAACAGGUGCCGUUUGUGGACAUCAUGUUCAACGAUUUUGGCGGAUCCACGCAGAAGUUCGGAUUCGAAGUGGGGCCCGUCUGUUUCAUUGGCUAAGACUUUUUAAACGGAGGAAAGUGAACAACUGAAAAAAAAGGACAAAUGUGUUUGUAAAAAAGUAACUUUUUGUUUUUUUUUUUGUUUUUUUUUUCCAUAAAGCAACAAGUAUGAGUAAAAUAAAUCGGUGAAAUUCUGUAGGAGUAGAGGAAAUAACCUUGAAACCUCAGUGUACCUUCUUCAUCACAUGCAGGUUUUGAAACUGGAUGUCUUUUUUCCUCUUUGACACUCACAUCCCGGCCCUUUUUGGCCACUAUUUUUAUCCCAGCCAGUCCAUUUUGUGUGCAGACUCUUUAACACUUAAAAAAUGUUAUUUAGUGUUCAUCCUUUCGGUCUGCCUGCUCCCCCCUCUUCAUUUUGUGCAUACCUGUCUUCCCCCCCAAUUCUCUUGUACAUUCUGUAUAUUUUUCCUAUUAUUGUUUUAUUACUUCUGGCUUUAAAACAUGCAUGUGACUCUUAUCAAUUGUGAGGUAGGAGACCUCGGAGCAUCUAAAAUUGUGAGGAUAUUGUAAAAUUUCAAGUGCAGAAGAGCACGACCUGUCUUUGUGGAACACACUUUGUUGUAAUUUAAGAGCAAAAAUGGAAAUAAAGGACGAAAACACGCCCUCCGACAUGAUGUGACCGUUGGUUUACAAACAAAUUAAAACCCUCCUGUGUCCUCUGAACUCAACACCAUAUCAUUAACUUAAUACUUGUCCUGAAAUAUUCAUCUAUGCAGUGGACAUCACAUUUUUAAGGAAGAGAUGGAAUCUAGGUGCUAUUUUUUUUUCUCUUUUUCUGUGGUGCUAUGUAUUUUUCUAGUUGUGUUUUGAAAUGUUUUGUGGCGUUUUGGUUCCCACAAAUUCCCCAUCAUGUCCAGUUCUGUGGUUGAUCGUUUCACCUCUUAUAUCCUCAGAUUGCAGUUGGUCACUCUUGCCUGCUUAGAUACGUAAAACAUCUGGAAGUACGCCGUUUACUCGUGGGGACUAUUGCUUUUGGAUCAUCCGUGCCACAGUAGAGUUGCAAAAUGGACCUUUUUUUUUAUUUUAAUAUUAUUGUUCAAGGCGUUUCAAACCUUGAAACAUUCUACCAAAGUUUAUUCUCAGUUUUAAGUGUUUUAAAGUCAUGUUUGCAUAGGAAACGACUUGAAAAAAAAAUAAGAAAUCACCAAAAUAGAUUAGAAAUCUGAAACCUUUUCCCCUUAAUGUAUUAAUGCUCUUUGUUCAAACUAUGCACUCUCUAUGCUUAUGACCACUAGUAUUUACCACAGAUACCUUCAACUCUUCAUAGUUAAGGUUUUUUUUUAACCUUCAGAUCUGUGACUUGAACCAUUCCCAAUAAGUCAAGUUUUAGGCCCAAUUGCUCUUAUAUAUUAAAAUAAAAGUGGUUUGGUUUUGUAAAUUUCUUAAGAAAAACUGAAAAAACCCAGCAGUGUUGCUGCCAUUUUUUUUGUUUUAUUUUGUAGAUUUGUCUGUUUUGUUUUCACAGUCUUGUCAAACCUGUGUAAGGAUAAGAGAAAAGAAGAUUAUAUUGGUUUUUAUGUCAAUAAAUUCAAGUUUUACUGUGGCCAUCCACUCUUGUAUGUCUUUUGAAGCAUUAAAACUUAUCUGUAUGCAUGAAAUUGUAAAGUUUUUUUCCUCUUGUUCCAAGUUUGUAGUUGACGUCUUCAUUCAUCAGGAAACGGCUUCGCUGCAGACGGGGAAAUAAAACAAAAGAAAAAAAAAAA